This is a messenger RNA of Rotaria sp. Silwood1, 210 nucleotides long. NCBI's taxonomy places the organism in Eukaryota, Metazoa, Rotifera, Eurotatoria, Philodinida, Philodinidae. The record is from the annotation of a GenBank genome assembly.
AUGGAUGAAAAUGUGUUUGCUUUAAAAAGUCUUACAGGUACUGAACAUAAUCUUUGUCAAUUCGUUGAACAAUUAAAACAACUUGUCUAUUGGAAGAUUUUUGGUAAAAUUGCUCGUGAAAAGGUUAAAUCAUAUCGUUUAAUGAUUCAAAAUCGUUUUCCAAAUAGUCAAAUUGAUAUUCAAAUAUUAAAAUGUCGUCUUUGGAUGUAA